This is a messenger RNA of Phytophthora megakarya, 894 nucleotides long. The record is from the annotation of a GenBank genome assembly. Lineage: Eukaryota; Oomycota; Peronosporomycetes; Peronosporales; Peronosporaceae.
AUGAUCAGACAUCAUCGAGAACCCGGGUUCAUAUCCGACUUCUGCCAGGCGUUCAAUAAAACCCUGUGUCAGCGGCAGCGAGCGACGAUGGCGUAUCGACCUCAAGCCAACGGGACCGUGGAACUGGUACCGACAGCGACCAGGGCACUCAAGAUGUACGUUCGCGAUCUAGAUCAGAAGGGUUGGGAUGAGUACGCUGAGCGCCUCACCUUCGUGAUCUACACGGCCGACGAUCGGAUUCGGGGAGAUACAACUAUUUUUUUGGUAAAAUGGCCACAAUUCCAGUCGGAGGCACCAGACGGCGCGAUCGUGACCCACGAAGGUGGCGCUAUCAUAUCCAACGGUAUUAUCACAGUCACGGGAACAGGUCAACGUCAGAUUGCGAGAAAUCGCGCCAGUCGCCAUAGUGAGGACGUUGGAUCGCACCAGAUCAAUGUGCGAUCUUGGGUUUGGUUAUAUCUUGACCGAGUGAGAAAGGGGUACGCUCACAAAUUGGCUCACCUCUGGCGUGGGCCAUCCCGUGUCGCUGAGAAGAUCAAUGAAUUCACCAUCAAACUCGAGAUCACAGGCACAGGAUACCGGAUAUUCCCGGUAGUUCAGGGGUCGAAGCUAAAACUGGUAAAUAACUUCCCCGAUGGGCCUCGAGUCGAACUCACAGUGAAUGAAUCGGAUCGCCUCGACUUUGAUGAGAUCCUGCUCGCAGAGGAUAGUUGGGUCCCGGCUCUUGAAGUCGACAGAUACGAGGUUGAACGGAUGUCGGAUUGGGUGGGAUACGAAGAACCGACCUGGGUCGACGAGGCCGACCUCAACUGCGGCGCGAUACUGAACGCUUUCCUGCGAGAACGCGUGAAUCACAAUCGUUUCAACGUAAUGCAGUCACACGAUGAGAUGUGA